Heterotrigona itama is the source of this 1033-nucleotide messenger RNA. The record is from the annotation of a GenBank genome assembly. Lineage: Eukaryota; Metazoa; Arthropoda; Insecta; Hymenoptera; Apidae.
AUGAGAGUUCGUGGAACCGAUGCGGGCAGAGCGGGAAAGGCCAACGUGCGACAGAUUAAAGGUGCACCGACUUGUAAUUCUUGCUCGAUUUCCCAUCUGGGGCACAGUCUUUUGACAUUUCAAGAAAUAAUCGCGACAGGAAGAUGGCGCGGUUUUCGUCUUUCGCCUUUGGAACGAUUCGUUCUUCGUACGCGACGCAACGUGAGAAUGCUCGAUUCCUUCGUUCCGAAAACAAUUAGGUUCCCCUCGAGAGUGAAUUUCAAUAUCACGAACGAGAGACGAGCAACUGUGUUGAACGUUGUUGGAUCGGCUGCUGAAUUUCAGCCUUAGGUAGAAAAUAAUAUUUCUUUACUCGGAGAUCUGUUUGUAUUUACGUCGCGUUGUAAAUAAAAGGGAUUUAGCAAUUAGAGCCAGACAGAUUCUUCAACGAAGAAUCUCUGACUAAACAGACAAUUUCAAAUCGAUUCAGGUCAUUCCUCCAUUUCGUUCUUUUCUACUUUUCCAACCCUUUUCACUUUCUUUUCUAUUUUCACUCUUUCUCAGUCCUCGCUUCUCGCCUCUUUUCGUAUAGAUAGCAGCAUCGAUAUCAUUCACUUUACAACUUUCAAUAAAAACGAGAACUGAUCCCUAUAUUAAAUCGUUCGCUCUGUUAACGUCCCCUGUGAACCGAAACGAUGAUCCCAACCCGUGCAGAAGCGAUUUGGCAGAAACUUAUGCAAAAUGUAACCUGGCUCGGUUUCAGUCGGCACUGAAAACGUCGGGUGCUAAGCUGAGGAAUGGAGGGAACGUGGCAGUGGGAGCAGCGAAAGCACUGCCAUAUCAUUCUGCUCAACCCUUUGUCGUACGUAAAGGAGAACCCGGAACAGGCUGCAGGUUGAAAAGACGUGUCUGUAGUAAUCCCGCUAUCGGGACAUAUGAUUUUAUACACGCGCGAAAAACACGUUUUGCAGAUGAACGAAAGCAGCUACAAGGUAGUCUCUGCAAGGAAGAAGAAGACAGCCUGAAGAAGAGGAGUCGCGUGCCGGGUCUGUAG